AUGUACAUUGCAACGUGGGAUGAAUUUCAGAAAGCCGUCGAGGAACUGUAUACGGCUUCUCCAGAACAAACCCGCUACGUUCAAACCUAUCGUCACGCUCAAGAAGAGUUAGUUCUCAAAGUCACCAAUGACCGUACGCUUUUGCAAUACAAAACAAAUCAAGCUUCUGACCUGAAAAAGUUCAUUAAUCUCAACAUGCGACUCAUGUGCCAAAUGCAAAAUCAGGCGAUAUCAGAAGCGGAAGAUACCGAAAUGCGACAAACCACAGCGGCUCCCGUCCCUUCAGGCCCUCAGAUACCCGAAGUGGUGGCAAGCAAACCUGCCUCAGGUGGCAAAAAGAAUCGGAAAAGAAAGCAUUGA
Radiomyces spectabilis is the source of this 360-nucleotide messenger RNA. Its product is annotated as signal recognition particle, SRP9/SRP14 subunit. Gene Ontology annotation, cellular component: signal recognition particle, endoplasmic reticulum targeting. The transcript is spliced from 4 exons. Bases 1 to 360 code for a protein of 119 amino acids. NCBI's taxonomy places the organism in Eukaryota, Fungi, Mucoromycota, Mucoromycetes, Mucorales, Radiomycetaceae. Gene Ontology annotation, molecular function: 7S RNA binding. The record is from RefSeq and is a predicted model, not a curated record. Gene Ontology annotation, biological process: SRP-dependent cotranslational protein targeting to membrane.